UUUGCGUCGUCUGCUUUCAGACUCCAUGAUCUGCUGCCGAGCGGCGCGCCGCGAUCAUCCCCGCGUGCGUACAUGACGCCCCUCCGCGCGUCGAGCGGCGCUCAUAUCUCCGCUCAAAUGGACUAAGAGUGAUCUCGUGAGGAUGGAGAGCGUUAAACUGAAGAAGAGCAGCGCUCUGAGUGUGGCCUUGAGAUCCACAGCAGACCACAAGGAUGAAGAAGAAGACGAUGAAGGCCAGAGAGCGUCAAACCCCCGUCAGACGAGCUCAGACGAGCCGCGGACCCGAAGCCAGAGCCCAGCCGAGCUCAGUAAAGCCUGCAAGAGCAGCUCCAGUCUGCUGCUGAGGAAGAGGAGGGUAAAGAGGCAUGUGUCCAGCAUCAGCUCGUCUCAUAGCCGCAGUCAGACGCUGCUGAGACACAGAGCCAGUCCUCAGCUGCAGCUGUCCGACCGCCAGUGGGUCCGCCAGGACCUGCGCCGUGGCUCCGUACACGUGCACGACCGGCUGCUGGUGCGGUCUCAGCCGGCCCGGCCCGUUCUGUGCACCGUGGAGAGCUCAGCGGCCGAGAUAGCCCAGCGCCUGCAGCAGGCCAGCGGCAAAUCAGGCUCGGUCCUGAGGCUGAACGCCAAGAGCUACCCGUCUAACGGGAACUGCGACGGCGAGUACCCACUUAGACACCUUCACACAGGGGCCGAGAGCCUCCCGGACCAGCCCAACGACCGGCUGCGGCUCCUGCUGCUGGAGAAGGACCAUCAGUACCAGCAGCAGGAGUACGACAUCUACACACCCUCCAAAGUGGACCGCGCGUCCCCACAGGACGAGGACUCAGUCAAGAGGUCCGCGGGCUCCGAUGUGGAGAGCAGCAGCGCUUGCGACGACCUGAGCUCCGGGGCCCGGUUCAGCCAGCACCGGGACUCGCUCAGCGACGACAUGAUCCUGGGCACGGAGGCCUCGGCGUUCGACAGCAGCGCCGCAGAGGGCCUGGACACAUACGGCAGCUCCUCGGACGAGCUGGAGCUGGACUGUGCGACGGGGCCCGUCCUGCCGGACCCCGAGACGGAUGAAGCCGAAACCCCGGCCGCCGGGAGCAGUCCAGACGAAGCGGUCACAGAUUCGGACUCCAGCCCGGCGCUGUACGUUCAGCUGCACGGCGAGGCCGCCCGGCGUCUGGGGCCCGAUGAGAGGCCCCUACAGAUUCAGAACGACUUUCUCUUUAAACUGGGAUUUAAAGACCCUUGGCGGGUCCAGGAGGAGGGGAUGAACACUGAGCUGGGAUCACUCCUGCGCUUCUACGCAGGAAAACCUCACAGCAUCGAGAGCUCCGAGCGCAUCCAGCUCUCUGGAACGUAUAACGUAAGGAAAGGAAAGCUGCAGCUGCCAGUGAACCGCUGGAGUCGACGGCAGGUGAUUUUAUGUGGCACUUGCCUGAUGGUGUCCUCAGUGAAGGCCAGCCAUACGGGCAAGAUGCACAUUCUGCCACUGAUCGGAGGAAAGGUACUGAACUCACACCUUAUCAUCCUACGGGGAAUGUUUGUGGUGUCUCAGAGGAUCAGCUCGGUGGAUCUGUCCUGCUGUAGUCUGGAGAAGCUGCCGUCUAAUCUGCUGUACAGUCAGGAUCUGACGCACCUCAACCUCAAGCACAACUUCCUUCCUGCUGACCAGACGCUGCUGCAGCUGCAGAGAUUCUCCCGCCUGCGGAGCCUCAAUCUCUCUCAUAAUCAGCUGCGGAGUUUCCCGCUGCACAUCUGCUCCAUCAGCACACUGACGGAGGUCAACCUCAGCUGCAACCUCCUGACCUCCAUCCACCCCGACCUGGCCAACAUGAGCCAUCUGCAGACGCUGGUUCUGGACGGGAACCUGCUGUCUGCUCUCCCAGUGGAGCUGGGUCGUCCGGUGAAGAACGUGUGUGAUCUGAUCCACUACAUUACACUCAGACGCUCACACAGCGUGAGGAAGCCCAGAUUGAGUAUCUUCACAGUGUUGAUGGAUGAGAUCUCAGUGUGCAGUGAAUGCAGUGAGUUGUUUCUCCGUCUCAUCAGUCUGAAUCAGAUCUCCGCUGUGCUGCCGGACGAGCCAGAGUUUCUGCAUCACGUGACGCAGCUGGAUGUGAGAGACAACCGUCUGAGUGAGCUGGACGCGUCUGUCUUCCCGCGGCUGGAGGUGCUGCACUGUCAGAGGAACCGCAUCACACGUCUGCGUCUGCGCGGCUGCGUGCUCAAAGCUCUCUACGCCUCCAGCAACGAGCUGCAAGAGCUGCACAUGAGUCCUGCGGCCUCCGGCCUCACAUACCUGGACAUCUCCAGGAACUGCAUGAAGGCUCUUCCUGAUUGGCUGAGUGACAGCAGGAAGCUGGAGGUUCUAGACGUCAGUCACAAUCACAUCGCUGAGCUUCCUCCGUGGCUGCUGUGCAGUGGGAGUCUGAGGAAGAUCCUGGCGGGUCAUAACCAGCUGAAGCGUCUGCCGGAGCGUGUGGAGCAUCCAGCGGUGGAGGUGCUAGACCUGCAGCACAAUCAGCUCACAGAGCUUCCCUGCAACCUCUUCCUCAAACCAGAGAGUUUGCGGUGUCUGAACGCGUCAGCUAAUAAGCUGGAGAAUCUGCCGCCGUCCAGCCUUUCAGAGGAGAGCAGCAGCGUCCUGCAGGAGCUGUACCUGACCAACAACCACCUGACCGACAGGUGUGUGCCGCAGCUGACCGGACACACACACCUGAGGAUCCUGCACAUGGCCUACAAUCACCUGCAGACCUUCCCAGCCAGUAAAAUGGCCAAGCUGGAGGAGCUGGAGGAGCUGGACCUGAGUGGGAACAGGCUGAAGGCGGUGCCCUAUACACACACUAUACGCACACACACACACACACACACACACACACACACACAUAAGCAUUACAUUACAUCAACACCAUCACAGAAUUGCGUGGAUCUGAGCUGUAACGAGCUGCGUGAGAUCACUUUACCUGACAGUCUACCUCCUAAACUCCAAGAGCUGGAUCUGACGGGAAACCUGCGUCUGAAUCUGGACCACAAGACCCUCGAGCAGCUCAAUAACAUCCGCUGUUUCCGGAUCGACCCGCCCCCUUCGUCGUUCUCAGCCAAUGAGGCGGCAGGAGGGCCGGCUGUCUGGAGUCACGGCUACACCGAAGCCUCGGGCAUCAAAAACAAACUGUGUGUGGCGGCGCUGUCGGUGAACAGCUUCUGCGGCAGCAGAGAGGCUCUGUACGGCGUGUUUGACGGAGACAGGAACGUGGAGGUGCCGUAUUUACUGCAGUGCACCAUGAACGACAUACUGGCCGAGGAGCUGCAGAGGACCAAGAGCGAGGAAGACUACAUGACCAACACCUUCCUCGUCAUGCAGAGGAAGUUGGGCACAGCAGGGCAGAAGCUGGGCGGUUCUGCGGCGCUCUGUCACAUCCGGCACGACCCCACUGACCCCACCGGCUGCUUCACCCUCACCGCUGCUAAUGUGGGCAAGUGUCAGGCGGUGCUGUGCCGCGACGGCAAGGCGCUUCCGCUGUCACUGCUGCACAACAUCAGCAUCAAGGAGGAACACAACCGCGUGCAGCAGCAUAAAGCCAUCAUCACUGAGGACAACAAAGUGAACGGCGUAACAGACUCCACACGCAUCAUGGGCUAUUCGUUCCUCUACCCAGCAGUCUUACCGUGUCCGUACGUCACCACGCUCCCGCUGACCCCCAGAGACGAGUUCUUCAUCCUGGGCAGCAGAGGUCUGUUUGAAGUCUUGGACCCCAGCGAGGCGGUGGAAGCCGUACGGAAGGUUCCCGACGCGCUGGCGGCCGCUAAGAAGCUGUGCACGCUGGCGCAAUCAUACGGCUGCACCGAUAGCCUCAGCGCCGUGGUGGUGCAGCUCAAUGUGGCUGAAGACUGUUGUUGUUGCUGCUGCGCGGCGUCCGCUGAGCCCGGCUCUGGAAGCAUGCAUGCACCGCCGCAGCCCCCGCCGAGCCCCAGCCUGUACCCGGCCUCCUGCAGCGAGAUCAGCUCCGAGGUCAGUGCUUCCGAGAUGAGCUCCGAAGUGGGAUCCACCGCGUCCUCAGACGAGCCGCAGCUCCUGCUGCAGGAGGCGCAGCUCCACCUUCAUCCGCCGCAGCUGCAGCUGAACCCGCGCCUCCCCUGCUGCACGCUCCACCUCGCUCCCAACUCCGGAAGCUCCUUCCAGAGGCAGCUUUCCAGCGCCACUUUCUCCAGCGCGCUCUCAGACAACGGCUUGGACAGCGAGGACGAGGAGCCCAUCGCCGGUGUCUUCUCCAACGGCAGUCGGGUGGAGGUGGAAGCCGAUGUCCACUGUCUGCUGCCUCCACCUCCUCCACCCUGCACCCCGGAGAAGCUUCCGGAGGAGGCCGGGAAUCUCGCAGGAGCUGACGCUUGGAGCAAGACCUUGGGGAAGCGGAGGGGAAACGGCUCGGUGGCGCCGCAGGAGCAGAGCCACAACCUGAUUGAGGUGGCGGCUGAAGCUCCUUCAAAGAAACCUGGGGGUUACUUCACGGCGCCUUCUCAACCCGACCCCGACGACCAGUUCAUCAUCCCUCCGGAGCUGGAGGAGGAGGUGAAGGAGAUCAUGAAACAACAUCAGCAGGACAAGAGCGAGCGACCUGCGGACUGCUACGACACGCCGCUCUGAAGCAGGCGCUGCAUUCUGUCGUCAUCUACUCCGCCUGAUCUUGUCCAUAGCUCUUGAACGUAGGGCUGGGCGAUACAGCAAAAAGAUCAAUCUUGAUAGCAAUGUCGAUUUUAAUUAGUCAACUUAAAAACGUAACUACAUGAUUCAAGUAACAUUCACUUUCUUACAAACUUGCAAAACCAUGCAUUUAAAGAAAGCUCUUUUUCAAGUGUACCACACGUUUUAGAAGUCAACUCAAAAAGUCAAGGCGAUUCAAAUCAAAAUGACUCAAAGUAUAACAGCAUUAGUAUGCGAUUAUAGCUUUCAGUCUGUCAGCAACUUGCAAAAAUCAAAUAUCAGACAUACAGCAGUAGUUCUGCACAGGUUUCUGCUUUUCCAGUGUUUUUAUAUGUAAACCUGCGCUUUGACCAUUGGGCUCGCGUCUUUUGCAGCAUUACGCACAUGAAAUGGCAUUCUAAGAAUGUGGUGCUCGAGUUAAAAGCAGCUCAACUCGCGUCUCUUAACCUUGUGUUUUUCCUGUUCCACUGCAGCGCCUCGUGUUUUCAGCGCAGAAACAAAUUCUGUGUGAAUAUUUGCAAUAUGUUACACUCCUUCAAAGAGCGCGUCACGCGCUUUAUCAGCUGUUAGCACUGGCGGAUUGUCAGCGUGUCUAAUUGUACAUUUGCUAAUAUUUUUAUUCAAACCCGGAGAAACAUUACAUUCAAAUGAAUCAAUAAAACGGAAAAAUCGCCCAACCCUACGUGCAGACUCUCACCCCAAACUAAAGCGUUUCUUGCACUAAUAAUGCACUUGCUGCAAUGUGAGGCUGAGUAAAUGAAGACUGAAUGAAGUCAACAGAGCGGAGCAUCUUCUGCUCGCAGCUUCACUGCAGUCAACUAAUAUGAAGACCUGCGACGCCAACAAGAUCUCAACCAAUCCCUUUAAGAGAAGGCGAGCGUGACCCGUGCCUCACCCGUUUAAGUGUUUCACUACUGAUCACUGACUGUUUCACUUUUAUUUACCUUAAACACGAUACCUAUAUAAUUCAACACUAGUCUUGGGAUGUUAACUGUCCUUACCAACGGCAAGACUCUGGACAUUUUGAUUUCGUACUUUAGUUACCAUAUCUUUUUAUGCGAGAGAAGCUACAACAGACUUAAAAACAGGAGAUUGUGUUGUACGGUACACACUAGUAAAACCACGCUUAACUGUUGUAGAUAGGGCACUUAAAGUAAUACUGUAUCUCUUCAGUAAAUCAAGGCUUCGUGCCUGUAUAAAAACUAGAAAUUUAGUGGAAAUUUGAAAGACUAACUCCUAGGAGUUGCUUACUCUUUUAUGGUGACUUCGUCACUUUUUACUAAUCUUCUCUGCGAGAAAUGGUGAUUUUUUUUCUCUUUCCAAUGAUUGUAAAUAGGAAAAAUAUUGUAUACCAAUGCUUUUUAAGGGAACUGUGUGUCUAGAAUGAGAUGACCCUUUAUGCAUACAUGCCAACAGAUGUAUAUGUACCAGAAGCAUAUACACACACACACCACCUGUAAAUGAACUGUGCUGUCGUCACUCGCUGAUCAAUGAGCCAUACACACGCACACACACAGACACACACACUCAAACACUCUUACACUCACACACACACACACACU
Molecule: messenger RNA, 6249 nt
Organism: Sinocyclocheilus rhinocerous
Lineage: Eukaryota; Metazoa; Chordata; Actinopteri; Cypriniformes; Cyprinidae
Product: PH domain leucine-rich repeat-containing protein phosphatase 1-like
Exons: 16
Coding region: 143-4630 (1495 amino acids)
Cellular component (GO): cytoplasm
Molecular function (GO): protein binding
Source: RefSeq, a predicted model, not a curated record